This is a messenger RNA of Durusdinium trenchii, 938 nucleotides long. Lineage: Eukaryota; Dinophyceae; Suessiales; Symbiodiniaceae. The record is from the annotation of a GenBank genome assembly.
GUCAGUGGCCCUGGUUAGGGUUGAAGAAAGACUUUGUCCUUUGGUGUUGGCGCCAUGCUGUCGGCACCUGUCGGCUUCAGAGGCCAGUUCGAGGCCCUCCCAAGCAGUCACCGUCCAACCGCGAGGCCUCUUGGCCCGGAGCCGCGUGCCGGGUGGCGUCCCGCCAGCUGGCUCGCUGCCGCGGUGGGAGUAGUGCUGCCCAGGGCUCGUUCCUCAGUACGGAAGAGCUUUGCUGGCUCGACCCAGGAGUCGUUGGCUCGGUCGCCCCAAGUCCGAAGGUAUCUGGUGACCCCGGAGCCCCGCAGGUGGAGAAAGCCCUUCAAACCUGCGAUCCGCCCGGAACGGGAUCCAACGUACUACUCCGACGAUGAUCCUCGGAAGAGCCGCCCGCAAUUUGCCAAGUUCGCUCUCAUGGCCAAGGAGCUGUGUUGGGUCACCAGUUAUCAGCUGGAGGAGGCCCGCCGUGAGAUUGUGGCGGCCUCCAGCCGUUCGGCCAAGGUUUAUUUGCGGGUGUACCCCCACAAUGCCAUUACGCAGAGGAUCGCAGACAGCCGGAUGGGAGCCAGCAAGGGGAAGUUCGAAUAUUGGGUCGCGGCCCUCAAGCCUGGCGUGGUGAUCUUUGAGAUCAACGUGGACUCCGAGGAGUUGGCACGGAUGGCGCUGAAAGCUGGAAGUCGGAAGCUGCCCUUUAAGGUGGGCUUCAAGAUGCGCGAAGAGGGACCCUCACUCUUCGAGAUCACGGGUUGAGGGCACCGGACCGGUGGGCUCCCGUCGUUCACGGCGAAGAAAAGGGGGACGAACAGGAGGCGAACGGUCGGCAGUGGCGUCCAAAGGAGCGCGGUGGAGGUGGUUCUUGGUGGGGUGCUGGUGUGUUUCUGGUAGAUCGACGGGCAUUGGUUGCUGCAUCCGAUCCAUCUUCCCACCUUUCCCUGCUCCCG